AAUUAUAGUAAUAAUUACUGAUCAAAGCGUUAAUCAUGAAGAUCCUUUUAUUGAUUUUAUUCGUAGGAUUUUUAGAGGUUUCAACUCAAAAGCAAACAUUUGAAGGAUACAAAGUCUAUAAGAUAAAUCCAAAAACUGGAAAUGACGUAGAAUUUAUAAAGAAAUUGCAAAACAAUGGUAUUGGUGAGUUGUGGGAAGACCAAGUCCAUGUUAACUAUGAAGCAAGAGUUAUGGUGCCACCGGAAAAUUUACAACUUUUCCUAGAAAACAUAAAAGAAGAAAAGAUAGACGCUAAAGAAUUGAUAAGCGAUAUGCAAAGGAUUAUAGAUAAUCAACUAUUGCCAGAUGCAGUAUCUCGGAAUUCAGCGAAUACCUCCUUACUUUCUAUGACUUGGGAUCGUUACCAUAAUUUGGAUGAUAUUAAUAAAUGGCUGGAUGAGUUAGUGAUUACCUAUCCAGGAAUCGUAAGAAAUGUUACAAUGGGAACAUCAUUUGAAAAUAGGCAAAUAAGAGGAAUCGUUAUUAACUAUAAGCCUGAUAGAAAAGAAAAACUUAUUGGUAUGUUAGAAGGGACUUUGCAUGCGAGAGAAUGGAUUUCACCAGCCGUAGUAAAUUGGAUUAUUAAAGAACUUUUGACAAGCACAGAUCCCGUAAUAAGGAGUAUGGCUGAGAAUAUAGAAUGGCAUAUAUUUCCAGUGGUCAAUCCUGAUGGAUAUGUAUACACAUUUACUACUAACAGAAUGUGGAGGAAAAACCGCAGCACUCGUAAUUUCACAUCAUGCGGUGCUGUGUCAGACGAUAUGAGCAAUGGAAUUGAUCUUAACAGGAAUUUCGACUUUGCUUGGAGAACCGUGGGAUUCUCUAGUGAUCCUUGCUCAAAUACGUUUGCGGGUUCUGCCGCGGCGUCAGAACCAGAAACUCAGGCUAUAGAAAAUUAUGUUCGGAGUAUCAAAGAUCAAGGGAAGUUCAUCUACUACUACUCCUUUCAUUCCUACACACAGGUUAUAAUAGUACCCUACAGUAAUGGGACAAGUGCUGAUGUGUUGCAAGCCGAUAAUUAUGGUGACAUGUUUGAAAUAGCGGCUAGAGGAGCGGCGAAGGCCAAAGAGCGGUAUGGUACAGUCUAUAGAGUUGGAAUUGCAGCAGACGUAUUAUAUGUAAUGAGUGGAAGCAGCUUCGACUGGGUGAAACAAGAGACUGGUGUUUCAGUUAGCUACCUUAUCGAACUACGAGACACGGGUGAUUUCGGUUUCCUUUUACCCGCCUCACAAAUUAUUCCCAAUAGUUUGGAAAUUGUGGACAGCUUAAUUGAAAUGGAUAAAGUAACAAGGCGACUAGGAUAUUACUCGGGAGCCAGUACAUUUGUUUCCUCCUUAAGUUUAAUAAUUGUGUGUGUAUUGGUAUAUUUGUUCGAGGUAGUCGACAAAAUGAUAUUAAAAAUAUUAUUCUUAGCGGCAGCAAUUGCAACAGUAAACGCUGGUAUAAGUUAUAAAAAUUAUAAAGUUUAUAAAGUCACACCAAGGAAUGAUCGUGAAGUAAAAGUAUUGACUGAAUUAAAAGAUCAAAAUGAACAUAUGUUUUGGCUUAAUUAUGUGAAACAAGAUGUCGAAGCUAAGAUAAUGGUUGAUCCAGCAAAACAAAACAUGUUUGAAAAAUAUCUAUCUGAAAUGGGAGUUAAAGGUGAUUUAAUUGUGAAAGAUGUGCAAAGUUUGAUGGAAGAGCAAAUAAAACGUCCCGUAACAAGAAAUACUCAGGAAUACAACUGGGACUUCUACCAAUCCUGGGAGGAGAUCGAGAAAUGGAUGGAAGAUACAGUCGCCAAAUACCCGGAUGUAGCAGAAAUAGUUACAGCAGGAACGAGUAAUGAAGGGAGACUAAUAAGGGGUAUGAAAAUCGCCUUCAAGAAGCGAGAAACACCCGUGAUUGGUAUGAUUGAAUCAGCACUACAUGCUAGAGAGUGGAUUACUCCCCCAACUGCGACAUGGAUGAUAAAUGAACUUCUAACUAGUACAGACCCUGCGGUCAGAGAAUUGGCUGAAAAUGUCGAAUGGCAUAUCUUCCCUGUUACAAAUCCAGAUGGCUAUGUUUAUACCUUUACCAAUAAUAGAAUGUGGAGAAAGAAUCGCAAUAAGUCAUUAUUCACAAACUGUACGCACAGAAAUGUCGAUGAUGAUCUUAGCAAUGGCGUGGAUUUAAAUAGAAACUUUGGAUUUAGGUGGAAUACAAUUGGAGCAUCAGACGAUCCAUGUGACAUAACCUACGCUGGUCCAAUAGCGUUUUCGGAGCCAGAAACAAUGGCUAUAGUGAACUAUGUGAAAGGAUUACAAAACAGAGGCAACAUGGUGUAUUAUUUCUCGCUACAUUCGUACUCGCAAAUGUUAUUGGUACCCUACAGUGAUGUUGGCGGUGCUGGCGUGCUGAGUGUACCGAAUUACGGUGAUAUGUUUGAGAUUGCAUCAAAGGGAGCUGAGAAGCUUCAAGCAAGGCAUAACACGACGUAUCGAGUUGGAACCUCUUUGGAUAUUUUGUAUCCUGUGACAGGUUCCGGAUUCGACUGGGUCAAAGGGGGUGCGAAUGUACCAAUUGUACUUUUGUAUGAGUUGCGUGAUGUUGGCGAGUUCGGUUUUCUUCUCCCACCGAGGUUCAUUCGACCCAACUGUGAAGAGUUCAUGGAUUCUAUUAUUGAGAUAGAUAGAGUCACUCGUGCGUUGGGUUAUUAUCACACGAGUUCAGGGAAUAUUUUAAAAUUAAGUAGCGUUUUGAUGGCGGCUGUGUUAUUCCUGCUGGUGUAAAUAUUAUAAAAAGUAACAUAAAUUGUUUUGUCGAAAU
This is a messenger RNA of Pieris napi, 2829 nucleotides long. RefSeq lists its product as uncharacterized. Gene Ontology annotation, molecular function: zinc ion binding; metallocarboxypeptidase activity. The record is from RefSeq and is a predicted model, not a curated record. Bases 36 to 2792 code for a protein of 918 amino acids. The transcript is spliced from 12 exons. Gene Ontology annotation, biological process: proteolysis. NCBI's taxonomy places the organism in Eukaryota, Metazoa, Arthropoda, Insecta, Lepidoptera, Pieridae.